This is a messenger RNA of Oppiella nova, 1013 nucleotides long. Lineage: Eukaryota; Metazoa; Arthropoda; Arachnida; Sarcoptiformes; Oppiidae. The record is from the annotation of a GenBank genome assembly.
CCAUAAGGUAUACACAGAAAACACAUUAUUUUUGAACCGAAAACCAAAACAAACUUUGAAUUCAAUAGAAAUCCAAUCGACGGCUCAGUUAUGACACCAAUCGUGAGGUCGUUAUCAUCCAUGAGAGCCAUCAUCUCGACGGGCGUCCAGACAAUGGUCACCACCAGGAGGUACCGAAGCGAUUGGCACCUGAUUAGCGCCGUAUGCCUCCAGAGAUCGCCACUAAUUGUUCCCGAAAUGAAUUGGUUGGAGAAGAAGAUGUCGGACGUGUUGGACACCGUUGAGACCAAUGGCAGCCUCUAUAAUGACCACGAGAUGAGACACUUCGAGGACGAACGACGCGCCAAACGGAUCGCCGCCGGAGACAAAGUGGACGAAAAGGAUUUGGAGGCGGCGUCCAAACAAACCGCUCAAGACUUUGAGGAGUACUUCCAGAAGAUGUUCAGUCAGUUCUCGAAGGCGUCGCGGAUCACACAAUCCGAUGUAACGAAUGACAGGAAAUCGUUGGACAGGUGUCUCGACCGCCAUCUGAUGCUCGUCUGUAGGCAACGAUUGGACAACACCGUCGAGGAAUGGCUUUUACCGCAAACGGUGAACAGCGGCGACGAGACUAUGAGAGAGACGGCCGAACGAGCGCUCCGGGAGUUUUGCCCAACGGGUCAGUUGGAGGUCGGCUUCUUAGGCAACGUUCCGUCGGCUGUCUAUUCGUAUAAAUAUCCGCCGCUCGUCACCGAUAAGACGCGUAUGAAUGGCGCGAAGAUCUUCAUAUUCAAAGCGCUCCACAAAAGCGGACACUUUGUUCCCAAUGAAGACAUUUGUUUGGACUACGAAUGGCUCAAUCGCACCGAAUUGGCCGCACGGUUACCGCAGAAGUAUUGGAGUACUAUCUGUGAGUCUCUGCUGUUGGAAGAGUUGGACAUCAAUGACAUCAUGAGUCGGAACAAGACUUUCCGGCGUAUCGUUAAGAAAAGGUUUUCGGUUUCCCAACAAUAGCUCAUUAAUUAAUUAGUGAA